This is a messenger RNA of Talaromyces atroroseus, 1683 nucleotides long. RefSeq names its product Uracil permease. NCBI's taxonomy places the organism in Eukaryota, Fungi, Ascomycota, Eurotiomycetes, Eurotiales, Trichocomaceae. Gene Ontology annotation, biological process: transmembrane transport; nucleobase transport. Gene Ontology annotation, cellular component: plasma membrane. Gene Ontology annotation, molecular function: nucleobase transmembrane transporter activity. The record is from RefSeq and is a predicted model, not a curated record. The coding region runs from base 1 to 1683 and encodes 560 amino acids. The transcript has 5 exons.
AUGGCGGUCCGGCACUAUAUCGACAAGCUGGCCGUGUCCAGCGAGCCGGGCCUCACCAAUGCCCAGCUCAUGCUGACCAACCACGACUUGCAGCCUGUCGAUCCCGGCCGCCGAAGAUGGGGGUGGUGGAAUUUUGUCGCUUUCUGGAUUGCCGAUGCCGCCAAUAUCAACACAUGGAUGAUUGCCUCCUCGUUCAUCGUCUCGUCCUCAAACCCCAACCAAAUCGCCCUGUCCUGGUGGCAAGCGUGGAUCUGUGUCUGGGUGGGAUAUUUUAUUUCGGCCGUCUUGAUCUGUGCUACCGGUCGCAUUGGCGCUCAGUACCACAUCUCAUUUCCUGUGGUGUCGAGAGCAUCGUUUGGGAUUUGGGGCUCGUUAUGGCCCGUUUUCAAUCGAGCUGCUAUGGCAUGCGUCUGGUAUGGGGUUCAGGGUUGGAUUGGAGGUGAAUGCGUCACCGUCAUGAUCGAGGCCAUCUGGCCCAGCUAUGCCAACAUCCCCAACACCAUCGUCGCCUCCGGAACCACGACCCAAGCCUUCGUCAGCUUUUUCCUCUUCUGGCUCUGCAGUCUGCCAGCAAUCUGGUUCCCAGUCCAUCAGAUCCGCCACCUGUUCACCGUCAAGGCAGUAUAUACCCCCAUCGCCAUGAUUGCCUUUUUCGCCUGGGCCAUCCACCGUGCUCACGGAAUCGGCCCCAUCAUGAACCAGCCCACCACUCUUCAUGGCAGCGACCUCGCCUGGGCCGUGAUCAAGGGCAUCAUGUCCUCAAUCGCCAACUUUGCAACCCUCAUAGUCAAUGACCCGGAUUUCUCCCGUUUCGCAAAGACCAGAGACAGCGCCCUGUGGUCCCAGCUAAUCUCCAUCCCCAUUGCGUUCGCAAUCACCUCCUUCAUCGGAAUCAUUGCUUCGUCGUCCUCCACCGUCCUCUACGGUGAAACCAUCUGGAGCCCGCUUGAACUGCUAGGCCGAUUCCUCGAAGGCGCGAGCUCCGGUGAACGUUUUGGCGUUUUCGUUAUUGCUCUAGGUUUUACGCUCGCCCAACUAGGCACCAAUAUCGCCGCCAACUCGGUCUCAGCAGGUACUGAUAUGACCGCUCUCCUACCUCGAUUCAUCAACAUUCGCCGCGGAGGCUACAUCUGUGCAGCUGUUGGUUUGGCCAUGUGUCCGUGGAAACUGGCCGAUUCGUCCAAUAACUUCACCACCUACCUCUCAGCGUACGCUGUGUUCCUCUCAUCUAUUGCUGCCGUCAUCAUCACCGAUUACUACUUUGUGCGCAAGGGGUAUCUGGAAGUUCGCGAACUGUACAGCGCCCGCAAGCGCUCGCCGUACUAUUUUACAUACGGGUUUUCAUGGCGUGCGUUCGCAGCAUAUAUUUCUGGUAUUUUGAUUAAUAUUGUCGGUUUUGCGGGCGCCUGUGGUGCCACCGUGCCCAUUGGGGCGCAGUACAUCUACAAUGUGGAUUAUAUCGCUGGUUUCGUGGUAUCUGCUGUGGUGUACUAUCUGCUUUGUCGCCUAUUCCCUAUUCCCGCGACGAGCCCGACGUGGAAUGAAAUCGAUGUGGAUGUUGAUCAUCUCACCGUGGCGUAUGGGCAGGAAGUGGUUAAUGAUGAGGAAGCCAGAAGUAUUCCGGAAGAGGAAACUUUGGCGUAUAAUAAGAAGGAUAAGAGUCAGGGAUACGCUACAUUUUGA